Molecule: messenger RNA, 990 nt
Organism: Helobdella robusta
Lineage: Eukaryota; Metazoa; Annelida; Clitellata; Rhynchobdellida; Glossiphoniidae
Exons: 1
Coding region: 1-990 (329 amino acids)
Molecular function (GO): protein binding
Source: RefSeq, a predicted model, not a curated record
AUGUCCAAAGAACGAGAGAGAGAAAAGAAAGACAAAGGAAAAAAAGAAUCGGGUGACGAAACCAAAGUUACUAGGAGUGAAUAUUUUAUAAGCUCUGAACCUGCAAAAUACCGAUACGAUGCCACUAUCGGUCGAGCCAGAGCCCACCCAUACGUGGAUUCGUGUCCGCCAUGCAACAAGCCGGUGCAGUGUGUCAUGGACGAGGACAGGUGCACGACGGUCGGAAACCACAUCUGCAUGCUCUGGCUCGAGCAGAAGAUGUGCGAUGUCGUCUUCAAAUGUUGCGAUGGUACGGUGAAAGCCCACAAGGUCGUUUUGUCAGCCUACAGUGAGAGAGUCCUCGAAAAUUUUAAAAAGUUCUCCGAUCAGGAAAUCAUAAAUGUUGAUCUACACGAGUACAACGUGAACUCUGUGAUAUUAUUUCUUAACAUUUUGUACGUUGAUUCAGAGAGGCAGAUCGAAGAUGAGUAUAUUGCACCGUUACUAGAACUAUCUCAACUGUUAGAUAUGUACCCCGUUAAAGAGGCCUGCAAGAAAUUCCUCCUGUGCAAUCACCCUGAGAAUGCAAUCUUUCAUUACGUACUAGCAGACCACUAUAGCAUGUUCGAAAUAAGAGAUCCCAUCUACAACUACAUCCUCGAGAACUUUUUAGAAAUCUGUGAGACAAAGCACUUCCUCUGGUUGCACCCGGAACGAUUAAUGUCUUUACUAUCGGACGACAGACUGCACGUCUCUUCAGAAUUGGAUGUCUUCUGUGCCAUGGCUUACUGGAUUGACUACAAUCGUAAAGAGAGGAUCGUUCUGGCACCAAAGAUGCUUCGUAACUGCGUGCGACUGAUGCACAUAUCUCCAGAGUGUUUGGUCUGCAAGGUAGAAAAGGUCAGCUGGUUGUUCGACAAUCCGGAAUGCUGGGCUAUCCUGAACGAAGCCAUUCGCUGUCACGCUCUCUACAGAUCCAACGGUGGAGACGGAUGCGCUUGUUGCAGCUGA